AGGACAGUAAAGACUCAUUGGCCCGGUGGUGGCCUCAGCAGACGGAGCUAUGGGGACCCUAGCCACCAGGGCCGCGUGCCAUGGGGCACACCUGGCCCUGGCUCUGUUGCUGCUACUGUCGCUGUCGGGUCCCUGGCUGUCUGCUGUCGUCCCCGGGACUCCGCCUCUCUUCAACGUCAGUCUGGACGCGGCCCCGGAGGAGCGCUGGCUGCCGAUGCUGCAGCACUACGACCCAGACUUCGUGCGCACGGCGGUGGCGCAGGUCAUUGGCGACAGGGUUCCCCAGUGGGUACUCGGGAUGGUCGGAGAAAUUGUGUCGAAGGUGGAGAGCUUCCUGCCUCAGCCCUUCACCGACGAGAUCCGCGGCAUCUGUGACUCGCUCAACCUCAGCCUGGCUGACGGUAUCUUGGUCAACCUGGCCUACGAGGCUUCCGCAUUCUGCACCAGUAUUGUGGCCCAAGACUCCCAAGGCCGUAUUUACCACGGCCGGAACCUGGACUAUCCUUUUGGAAAAGUCUUACGAAAGCUGACAGCGGACGUGCAGUUUAUAAAGAAUGGGCAGAUUGCAUUCACUGGGACCACUUUUGUUGGCUAUGUAGGACUGUGGACAGGCCAAAGUCCACACAAGUUUACAAUUUCUGGUGAUGAACGAGAUAAAGGCUGGUGGUGGGAGAAUAUGAUUGCGGCGCUUUCUCUGGGACACUCCCCCAUCAGCUGGCUUAUCCGCAAAACCCUGAGUGAGUCAGAAAGCUUUGAAGCAGCUGUCUACACUCUGGCCAAGACUCCCCUCAUUGCUGAUGUUUAUUACAUUGUUGGGGGUACAUUGCCCAAGGAGGGAGUAGUCAUCACCAGGGACAGAGGUGGCCCGGCAGACAUUUGGCCUCUUGACCCUCUGAAUGGAGAGUGGUUCCGAGUUGAGACAAAUUAUGACCAUUGGAAGCCUGCACCCAAGAGGGAUGACCGAAGAACACCAGCCAUCAAAGCCCUAAAUGGCACAGGGCAAGCUCACCUCAGUCUGGAGACCCUCUUCCAGGUUUUAUCCCUGUAUCCUGUUUAUAACAACUACACAAUUUAUACUACAGUGAUGAGCGCUGCCGAGCCCGACAAGUACCUGACCAUGAUCAGAAACCCGAGCUGAAGGUGAUGUAUUGUCAAAAAGCUGCAUUAGAAGUCUAAGACUGGAAGGACUGUCCCGUUUCCUGAGCAACGCAGGCUCCCUCCCUACAGAGCGUUUCUGCCUGUGGAGGAGGAGAUCUCUCCGCACACACAUCUGGAGGAAGAGGAGCACAGCCUCCUGUCUUGAUCCUCCUGACUUCCUGGUCCCCUUGAGCUUCACUAACAGCCCACCUUGGCUUGAACAACUCGCAUAACUGUCUCAGAGGUCAGGCUGCACCCAACUAGUCACAAGUGUCCUGUGAUUCUAUGUUCACACUCCUGCUUGUCCACUGAAGAAGGGACAGGACAAGAUGGCUGUCAUGUGGACAAACCCAGGUUUCUCCUAAGGCUGGGUGAGGCUUAGUGGCAGGGUUUGCGCCGAUAGAUAGAUAGAUAGAUAGAUAAAUAGAUAGAUAGAUGAAUGAGAGUUUUCUCUGAAGAGCCGAGACCUCUAAUUUGAGUAAAAUUUUCUUGAAGAUAUGAACUCUGACUUUUGAUUUUGUGUUCCCAUUUAGUAGAAACUAAUUUUUUGUAAACUUCUAAUGUAUUUUUUAAUGUGGGCCUUAUUAAAAAUAAAACUACUUUCUUACUACUUUUGAAAAGUAUAUGACACCAAAUAAUAUCCUGUCAUCGUUUGUUAAUAAAACGUCAAAAAAAAU
Molecule: messenger RNA, 1814 nt
Organism: Mus caroli (Ryukyu mouse)
Lineage: Eukaryota; Metazoa; Chordata; Mammalia; Rodentia; Muridae
Gene: Naaa
Product: N-acylethanolamine acid amidase
Biological process (GO): fatty acid metabolic process
Cellular component (GO): lysosome
Molecular function (GO): fatty acid amide hydrolase activity
Source: RefSeq, a predicted model, not a curated record